CGCUCGCGAAGCAGUCUUCGGUACGAGGAUUCGAAAACUUGGCAGGGUGCGAAGGCCUGAAGGGCCGCAAGGCCUCGGCGCGCUCGAGUCCCCGAGGGCCGAUACUUGCUUAUGAGCGAAAGCGGACGUCAGCGAAAGGGACCUUUCACGUGCGUGCCGUACAAAAAGGAAGUAGGGAGGGAGAAAGAAAGAGACAGAGAAAGAGAGAGAGAGAGAGAGCGCAUCACGAGCAGUGCACACACGUCGAGCAGACGGUCUUCGGCACGACCGAAAACAUGGCGAGCUGUGAUGACUAGCCGUAUAUGCACGAUUCAACGUGGUUACUGUGUCCGUGUUGCCGCUCCUCGCUGACUGAACCUCAGGAUUCACAUGACACUGCGGACGCCGCCAACGUAAUUCACGAAUCGAUCGAUCGGGCUCGUCGCACAGUCAUCCGACUAACGUUUGGUUGAAUUUAACCUUCAACAAAGGAACACAAAUUCCGAGAAGCUGAGGGGAACUAGUGACGAAGGAAGGAAAAAAGGAAUGACCGACGAGAGGAUGUCAAGCUAGGAGACCGUCUGGUCGGAAUCGCCAUCCGUGGAAAGCGAGGAUCGCUUAUUCUUAGUUAGUCUGUGACACUCCGGUGACAGUUGACGUUAAUUUACACGCGGUGGAACAAUUGAGGAUGUCGGAUGUCUGUUGAUCAUGAUUCAGCAUGUAUAGCUUCGAGGGAGAUUACAGGCGAAAGCCGCAGCAAAAUUUGUCAGGAGCUAGCAGGAGGGAUGAGAAGUCUGUGCUGUUGCAGCAUGCGCAAUUGGAGAGAUUGAAGAGGGAGCAGCAACGGAAGAAGCAUGUGGCUGCGCUAAAGAUCCAAGCGUACGUGCGUAGCUUCCUCACCAGGAAGGUGGUAUGCGCGCAGAAGAGAAGGGAGUUCGACGAGGCUCAACAGGUGGCGGGACGUAGGAACUUGACUUUAGAAGAAUUAGUGCCGUAUCUGAGGAAUCUUUUAUUCUUUUAUAAUCAUGCUUUAGACGCUAACAGACUGAUAUGGAUCCUUCAGCACUUCCUGAAGCAUCAGAAGGAGAUCAAGUUGAAGUCGAUAAAUUCAUUGCAAUGGCUGUGGAGAUUGCGGUGGAUCCUUCGCAUCUCCAUGCAGUACAAUAUACAGGCGUUGCCAGAUGGAGCGUAUUCCAUGGCGAUACCGUUGCGCGUCCUGGAGGUGUUCACGACGCGGGAGGACACGGAGAGGAUACUACGGGAGAACAGUUACCGGCAUCUAGAGAGUAUAUUCGUCUACUUGAUAAAGCACAACUACUUCGAGCAACUGAGGAAGUUGCUGGACGAGAAAGUACCGCCCAUGAUGGAGGCGACGUCGGUUGCACCGACGCCGAUCUCCAAGUGCCUGCUGGACAUGAUCAAACGUCCGUUGGACUUGAUCUUUUACCUCGAGCGCAACGAAAACUUCUCCGCGCUGGUGCUGCAAGAAUUGUGUAGAAGCAUAUUCUGCCCCGGCCUGUCCGAUUCCAUUCGCAUGUUUGUCAUACCGGCCUUGGCGGAGUUCAAGGACUUCCCGUACGUUCAGCUGAUCAGCUGCAUCAAUCGGUCCAAUCUGGUGCCCACGAUAAAUCUGCUCUACUGCGUUUUGUCCUUAGAAUCCGACCAGAUCUCAACCUGCAGGUCGGAGGACGCGCUGAGGAAUUACCUGCAAGUGCUGGCGUCGCUUACCUCGACCAUCAUGCCACUGAUCGCGGAGCAGAGCGUGAAGCAGGCCGACGACUCGGACAACGACGAGUCGAACACGAACGUGAGCGACCAGCAGCAGACCAACGUGACGCGCUCCCUCGAGAUGUUGAACGAGCAGCAGCGCGUGAGCGGCAUACUGUCGACGGUGGACCGCUUCUGGGAUCCAGCAACGUUGCUGCAGCCGCUGUGCGAGCUCUGCCAUCAUUUGCUGAUCAUCAACAAGCUGGCCAUUCACAAAUACAAACUGCUGUACACCCUCGCGUUCAAGCCCGUGUUCCUCAAACACCUGUGGACGACUCUGCUGUCGGUCUGCCAGAUUUCGCUGUUCGGUGGCGCCACGCCACUCCUGCAGAUCAUAUCGCGCGGCAUCGCCCUCUCCGCCGAGGACACCGACAGGAUAGUCCCCUUGCUCGCGGUGUUCUGCUCGCUGUUCAGCCUACUGAUCGCGACACUGCACGACACGGAGUUCUUCGUCGAGCAUUCGUCCUCGGGACAAACGUCGGACGUCGGCAGUCUGCAGCAACAGCAGCAGGCGAUGCCUUUCACCACGUCCGAGUUGGUCGUGUUGUCGAGUCACCUAAAGGGCGUCUGCCUCGGCCUGGUGGAGCUCGCGUUCCCGGACACGCGGCCGACAGUGCGUGACGAUUACAAGAACGCCGUGCUAGGGCCGGCGUCGGCCGUCCAGAGCCGACACGACACGCAGAUCUGGACCCACUUGUUCAAGGUGACGGUGGGCUUGCUGCGGCAGCUGCACACGCGCGAUCUCCGUCGGCAGUUCUGCCCGGACGGCCACUGGAUAGCGUCCAACGUGAUAAUCCCCAUCGACAAGCCGGAGGACUUCGCCUUCCGCAGACGCAGGCUGCGGGGAUACGUCCCUUUCCAGAGCCUGCGCGCUUUCACGCGCGAGGAACUGGAGGAAGGCCCGCCGUUGUCCGCCAAGGAAGUCCGUACGUUGACGCUGCUGCGUGAGAUUCCGUUCGUCGUGCCGUUUAACAAUCGUGUGGUGGUAUUCCAGUCGUUGAUCUACAAGGACAAGGCGGAGCAGCAGGGCGAGGUGCCGCACUUCAUGCUGCCGGCGAUACAGAUCUCCGUGCGGCGGAAUUACCUGUACGAGGACGCGUUCGAGAAGCUCUCGCCGGAGAACGAGCCGGAGCUGCGGAUGAAGAUGCGGGUGCAGCUGGUGAACACCGCCGGGCUGGAGGAGGCUGGCGUAGACGGCGGCGGUCUCUUCCGCGAGUUCCUGUCCGAGCUGCUCAAGACCUGCUUCGACCCGAAUCGGGGCUUCUUCAAGCUCACCAAGGACAACAUGCUCUACCCGAAUCCCACGGUGCAGCUGCUGUUCGACGAUUUCCCCAAGCAUUACUAUUUCAUCGGCAGGAUCCUCGGCAAGGCGUUGUACGAGAAUCUGCUGGUGGAGCUGCCGUUCGCCGAGUUCUUCCUGUCGAAAAUCGUCGGCCGCCAAUCCGACGUGGACGUGCACCACUUGGCCUCUUUGGACCCCAUCAUGUAUCGGAAUCUGCUGUAUCUGAAGAGCUACAAAGGCGACGUGGCCGAUCUCGGGCUGGACUUCACCGUGUUGUCCGACGAGCUGGGUGAGAGGCGAGUGGACGAGCUGAAGCCCAGCGGUGCCAAUAUCCCGGUGACCAAUCACAAUCGUAUCGAGUACAUCCACCUGAUGGCCGACUACAAGCUGAACAAGCAGAUCCGCUCUCAAUGCUACGCGUUCAAGCAGGGCAUCGGCAGCGUGGUGCCGCUCGAUUGGCUGCAGAUGUUCAACAACAAGGAGCUGCAGGUGCUGAUAUCGGGCGCACAGAUCCCCGUGGACGUGAACGACCUUAAGCUGCACACCAACUACACGGGGGGAUACGCGCCCGAUCAUCCGACUAUCACUGCCUUCUGGAAAGUCGUCAACGAGUUCAGCGAUCAGCAGAAGGGCCAACUGCUUAAGUUCGUCACCAGUUGCAGUCGUCCGCCUCUCCUGGGAUUUAAGGAACUCGACCCUCCGUUCUGCAUCCAGCACGCUGGUAGCGUGGACCGUUUGCCAACCUCGAGUACCUGUAUGAAUUUAUUGAAGCUCCCCGAGUUCCCGGACGAGAAGACUCUGCGCGAGAAACUUUUGUACGCGAUACAGGCCGGCGCAGGCUUCGAGCUCAGUUAGACCUCUCAAUUUACUUGGUUGCCGCCUCCGUCGGCGAUCCCGUUGGUUCGGGCUGACUGUAAAUACGACCUUCGAACUCCGAGUACACCACCAGUAGAAGAAGAGGCCGGGUACUCGUAGACGCUGUCUCUCUCCCUUUCUCCCCCUCUCUCUAUUUUGCGGAAAGACUCUGAGGAGAUACUUUCACGGGAAGCGUGCUGAAAAAUGUUAAUGUUAACAGGAGGGGCCAAUUACUAAGUUAUAACUACGGUGACCUUUACUGGUAUACUAUUCGCGACUGUGCCGUUUGUAAAGAGAAAGAAAGGAAGCAAAAACGAACAAAGAACGCAAUCUAUCUAUUGCCAUUGUGUGGUAUGCGUGUAUGUACGUAUGCAUGUGCGUGUAUGCGUGCGGAUAUUUUUCUUUCGGUUCCAACUUUUCCACCUUUGGCCUACAACUGUAAAUUCUGUACAUUUCGAUGUUUUAUAUAUUUCACCGUGAAUGUGUCCAAACAAUUUAUUAUAUAUCCACUUCGAACGCAUGUGAGAGAAUAGUUGUAUGUAUGUAUGUAUUUAUGAGACACCGUUAAGUCAGUGUAAAUAAAGUAUCUCGAAGCGUUGAA
Messenger RNA from Dinoponera quadriceps, 4484 nucleotides. Its product is annotated as ubiquitin-protein ligase E3C. NCBI's taxonomy places the organism in Eukaryota, Metazoa, Arthropoda, Insecta, Hymenoptera, Formicidae. The coding region runs from base 698 to 3883 and encodes 1061 amino acids. The record is from RefSeq and is a predicted model, not a curated record. Gene Ontology annotation, molecular function: protein binding; ubiquitin protein ligase activity. Gene Ontology annotation, biological process: ubiquitin-dependent protein catabolic process; protein polyubiquitination. The transcript has 5 exons.